GAAAACACCACUUCCCGCUUCCGCAGGUAGUACUGUGCUCCUUUCAACUUUUGCCUUUAGCUCAUUUUCCCCAUCGAUCACCCAACGAGAGGCAACAUGGCUGGCCGGCCCGCUGAAGCUGCGAUUGUGACGCCGUGGACGGUAGAGGGUGAUGUGAAUUACGACAAGCUGAUUAAAGACUUUGGCUGCCAGGCCAUCGAUGAGCAGCUGCUGGAGCGCAUCGAGCGUCUGACUGGCAAGAGGCCCCACCGCUUUCUUCGCCGCGGCAUCUUCUUCUCGCAUCGCGACAUGAAUUUGAUCCUCGACGCGUAUGAGAAGGGCCAGCCCUUCUACCUGUACACCGGCCGCGGCCCCAGCAGCGAAUCGAUGCACACGGGACAUCUCAUUCCGUUCAUGUUCACGAAGUGGCUGCAGGAGACCUUUCAAGUCCCCCUCGUCAUUCAGCUCACCGACGACGAGAAGUUUUUCUUCAAAGAUUUGACAAUGGAGGAGAUUGACAAGAUGACAACGGAGAACUUGAAGGACGUCCUUGCCUUGGGCUUCGACCCGAACCUCACUUUUGUUUUCCGCGAUUUCGAGUACGUGGGCCGCAUGUACCGCAUCGUGGCGCGUAUUGAGAAGGCUUACACUGCCAGUCAGGUGCGCGGAGCCUUUGGCUUUAAGAUGGAGGACAACUGCGGCCGCUGGAUGUUCCCGGCGGUGCAGGCGGCCCCCUCCUUCUCGGCGUCCUUCCCACACAUUUUCCCGGCGGCGAAAGGCAACGUCUUCUGCCUGAUCCCGCAGGCCAUCGACCAGGACCCAUACUUCCGUCUCACACGUGAUGUCGCGCCGCGCCUCGGCUUCCUCAAGCCGGCGGUGAUUCACUCGAAGUUCUUCCCCGGUCUCAGCGGCUCGAAGGGCAAGAUGAGCUCGUCCACCGGGGCCGCCGUGUUUUUAACGGACACUCCAAAGAUGAUCAAGGACAAGAUUAAGAAGAAUGCCUUCAGCGGCGGCGGUGCGGACAAGAAAGAACAGUUCGUGCUGGGCGGCAACACGACUGUCGACGUGCCGAUGCAGUGGCUGCGCUUCUUCUUCGAGGAGGACGAGGAGCUGGAGCGUCUGCAGCGGGACUACAUGCUGGGCCGCAUCAUGAGCAGCGACGUCAAGGAUGUGCUCAUCCAGACCCUCACCAAGAUCGUGACGGAUCACCAGGAGGCGCGCAAGAAGAUCACCGACGCUGAUGUGGAGCUUUUCAGCAGCGUGCGCAUCAUGGGUCCUGCAAAGGUGUUUGCCGAGUCCAAGCAGUGA
This is a messenger RNA of Leptomonas pyrrhocoris, 1287 nucleotides long. Its product is annotated as putative tryptophanyl-tRNA synthetase. Gene Ontology annotation, biological process: tryptophanyl-tRNA aminoacylation. Bases 97 to 1287 code for a protein of 396 amino acids. The record is from RefSeq and is a predicted model, not a curated record. The transcript has a single exon. Gene Ontology annotation, cellular component: cytoplasm. Lineage: Eukaryota; Euglenozoa; Kinetoplastea; Trypanosomatida; Trypanosomatidae. Gene Ontology annotation, molecular function: ATP binding; tryptophan-tRNA ligase activity.